Cydia splendana is the source of this 1247-nucleotide messenger RNA. RefSeq names its product facilitated trehalose transporter Tret1-like. The transcript has 2 exons. Bases 127 to 1212 code for a protein of 361 amino acids. Gene Ontology annotation, biological process: transmembrane transport. Lineage: Eukaryota; Metazoa; Arthropoda; Insecta; Lepidoptera; Tortricidae. Gene Ontology annotation, cellular component: membrane. Gene Ontology annotation, molecular function: transmembrane transporter activity. The record is from RefSeq and is a predicted model, not a curated record.
UUGGGGCGGAAGGUGGCGCUGUACGUGGUCACCGUAAUCUCACUUCUAGCCUGGUUCGCCUACAUCCUGGCCACAAGAUAUGAGGUGCUGCUAUUAGGCGCGAUGGCCCACGGUUUCUAAUUUGGCAUGUUCGCACCGCUGCGCUCCAUCUACAUUGGCGAGUGCUCCAGCCCGCGCUACCGAGGCGGCCUGCUCACCACUUGCGUUGAAGCCCAAAUCUUUGGCGUCCUGUUCGUCCAUCUCACUGGCUCACUUAUCAGCUACAAGUUAACUGCUAUCUGCUCUAUAUCAUUCCCUGUUAUCAGUCUCCUCUUGAUUAUUUACUCGCCUGAAUCUCCGAGCUGGCUCGCGACGAAAGGGCAAUACGAUAGAUGUGGAAAAAAUUUCAUAUGGUUAAGAGGGGAGGAUGAAAUGCCAGAGCUGAAGAAAAUGAUACAAACAGUCCUUUUGCCAACAACCAAAACAAAUCAAAACAAGGUUAAAGAAAUUAUAGCAGUUAUAAAGAAGAAAGAAUUCUUUAAGCCAAUUCUUCUCAUGUUUGCCUUGUAUAUUAUGCUUACAUGUGCAGGAGGCCUAUUAAUGGCUGUGUAUGGAGUAACGAUAUUGGAAUUGCUGAUGGGCCCAGAAGUUAACGCUAAUAUCUGGAUGGUAGCCUUAGAUUGCCUGAGGGUCCUUUCUACUGGUAUCGCAGUUUUGGUGAUAAACAAAGUUAAGAGAAGGAGAAUGCUGUUUAGUGUUGGGUUUUUCUGUGUUGGAAGCCAAUUGUGUAUGGGAGCUUACGUCUUAGCAAGAAACAUGGGUUAUUUGCCCUUCGAUUCAUGGAUACCUGGUACGUUAAUCAGCGGGCAGAUGAUGUCGGUGUCCAUGGGAAUGCAACCGCUGCCAGGCGUUAUAGCUGGUGAAGUAUAUCCUUUACAACACAGAGGUCUUUCAGGAAGUGUUGGUUUGAUAAUGCUGAGUAUAUCUGCAUUUGCGGUACUUAAGGGUUAUCUGAGUUUAGUAUCAGUGAUAGGUCUGGGAGGCACAUACUUUUUGUUCUCUGGAAUUAUAGCAGCAUGUCUGUUGGUGGCGUGGGUGUUGCUUCCGGAGACUAGUGGUCGGACCCUGCAGCAAGUUGAGGAUCACUUCCGGGGUCCACUGUUAAAGGUCGAUGGUGAGAGGCAACCACUAACGCAUUCGGUGACAGCUAGCUACUUGUCUAUACAGGAAUGACGAUGUGUGUGUGUGUGUGUGUGUGUGUGUGUGUG